This is a messenger RNA of Hypoxylon fragiforme, 2454 nucleotides long. RefSeq names its product ammonium transporter MEP1. Gene Ontology annotation, biological process: ammonium transmembrane transport. Lineage: Eukaryota; Fungi; Ascomycota; Sordariomycetes; Xylariales; Hypoxylaceae. Gene Ontology annotation, molecular function: ammonium channel activity. The record is from RefSeq and is a predicted model, not a curated record. The transcript is spliced from 5 exons. The coding region runs from base 269 to 1870 and encodes 533 amino acids. Gene Ontology annotation, cellular component: plasma membrane.
CGUGAUUGGUCCGAUAGCUAUCUAUCAUCCUAGAUUUGGUUCCCGUCUCGUUAAGGUCUGGCCGGACUGAACUCUCAAGUCCACUAUGUGUGUAUUGGCAGGUGGUUGUACUCCUUCGAUAUUCUAUUAUUAUCUGGAGAAUAAGUUUAUCUACUUUGUCUAUUUAAGUAGUCUAUGAAAUAAACAAAGGCAUUAUAUACUCAACACGGCCAUUUAAUCACCCGUUCGGUUUUCUGUCCUAAUCACACGACUUCUCGUCGUCGACAAGAUGUCGUGGGCACCCUCCUACUCGUGGACGGGUGCGCCCGCCGAGUUCAAUGGCACAAAUGCCGAGACUGGCGGAGAUUCCAGUACCGAGAACUUAAACCAAUGGUAUCAAUCCGGUGAUCAGGCCUUCAUCCUCGUCGCGGCAUGCAUGGUUUUGCUCAUGAUUCCCGGAAUCGCCUUUCUCUAUUCCGGCCUCUCCCGAAGAAAGUCGGCCCUCUCUCUCAUCUGGGUCGUCAUGAUGUCUUUCAGUGUCAUCAUCUUCCAGUGGUACUUUUGGGGUUAUUCGUUGGCUUUUAGCACCACAGCGACCAAUGGAUUCAUCGGCGACCUCCACCAUUUCGGUCUCAUGAACACCCUCGCAUUGCCCUCUCCUGGCUCUCCGCUUAUUCCCGAAUUACUUUACUCAUUCUACCAGAUGAUGUUCUGCGCAGUAACGGCAGCUCUUGUCAUUGGCGCGGUCGCCGAACGAGGUCGCAUGCUUCCCGCCAUGGUUUUCACCUUUUUCUGGGCCACUCUCGUCUACUGUCCUCUCGCUUGCUGGGUCUGGAACGUGAAUGGCUGGGCUUUCAACUACGGUGUUCUUGAUUAUGCUGGUGGCGGUCCCGUCGAGAUUGGUUCCGGUCUUUCCGCCCUCGCGUAUUCGUGGGUUCUCGGCCGACGCCACGAGAAGAUGAUGCUGAACUUCCGACCCCACAACGUCUCCCUCGUCACGCUCGGCACUGUUUUCCUGUGGUUCGGCUGGCUCGGUUUCAAUGGCGGCUCUGCAUUCGGUGCUAACUUGAGGGCUACCAUGGCAUGCUGGAACUCCUGCCUUACUGCUAUUUUCGCCUCCAUGACUUGGUGUCUGCUCGAUUUCCGCUUGGCGAGGAAGUGGUCCAUGGUUGGAUGGUGUUCUGGUGUUAUUUCUGGACUUGUUGCUGCUACCCCUGCGUCUGGGUUUAUCCCUCCUUGGGCCUCCAUCAUCCUUGGUGUUGUCACUGGCGUCUGCUGCAAUUUUGGCACAAAGAUCAAGUUCCUCGUUAGAAUCGACGACUCGCUCGAUGUGUUUGCUGAGCACGGCAUUGGCGGCAUCGUCGGACUCAUCUUCAACGCUCUAUUCGGAGCGAACUACAUUAUCGGCCUCGACGGCGUCAACAACGGCGUCUUCCCUGGCGGCUGGAUCGACCAUCACUGGGCACAGCUGUACAUCCAGAUCGCUUACAUCGUGGCCGCCUGUGCCUACAGCUUCGUUAUGUCGGCUAUCAUCGCCAAGAUCAUCGACAUGAUUCCGGGGUUGCACCUACGGGCGACUGAGGAGGCAGAGCUCCUCGGCAUGGACGAUGAUCAGCUCGGCGAGUUCGCGUACGACUAUGUCGAGGUGCGCCGCGACUUCCUCGCCUGGACCCCCGCCAAGGAAGAGCCUACCGCUGGCGGCCAUCGCUUCAUCCCCCAGCAUGGCAUCGAGGAGCACCAGAACAUGGCCAACACUAACGGCCAAGCCAUUGAGCGCGAGCUCGAAAAGGCGGGCGCCUCCGCUAGAGCACCUGCUAAGGAACAAGCUGUCGAGGCCGACGUGGAUGAGAAGAAUGAGAAGACUACACAAGGGAGCGGGGCAAGCCAGUGAUUUGUCGAAAUACUGCAUCUACUUAUCCACGUGACCUGCGUUGUACUCUUUCAUCCUUUCUUAUUUCCCCCUCGUUGGCUAUUUUGUUGAUAUAUACUGCGUGCGUGCGUCUCUCUAUGUGUCUGUACAUGUACAUAUUGAAUACCCAUCAGCCUUUUCCUCCUUCACAUUUUUUCUAUAUAUAAAAAACACUAUGGGGAGUUGGGCCAAAAAUCGGGUUCAGGGUGGCUGGUUUGGUUAGGGUAUUUUUGAAGAAAAAAUAGUUGCCCCCUUCCUUUUUUUCUUGGGGGUGGGAGUGGGAGCAUGGUGCAUGAGGCGUUUUAUUUCGUUUUUUUGUUGGGUGGAGGGGCUUUUAUAGAGGAGAGAAGCUCGGCUUGGGCUGAUGAAAGUAAAGGGGGGGAAGGGGGGAUAGGGGUUGUUGUGUAAAAGACUUGGGAGAUACCUACCUACCUAUACCAGCAAUAAAGAUCCAUCUAACGCAUCUUGUAUGGUUUGUUACGAGUGCCUACCUUAGGUACCUACCUAUGUGUGUAUCUGCUCGCCUGUCUUGAGUCUUGAGCCUGGGCUACUAGAUACCUAGGUAC